UACGGUGUUUCUUGAUAGUUCCUGCUUGUGGGGAGAAAACAAGAAGGAACGAGUUGUUUAUUUUUAUAAGAAUAAUGGGCGCCCUCUGGAAUUUGGGCCUGUUAAUAACAUUAUUUUGUGUUWCUAAKGGMGCAGUGAUUCGUCGAAGUACUGAUGGAUACACAGUUCACGAAAAGCCGCCAGAACUCGUGGUAAACGCGGACACAGAGGGAGUAAAGGUACAAGCCAAGCCAUCGAAACUUCAAGUCAUYGCUUAUCCACAUCUACAAGGGUUUCAUCCAUAUGAACAUACAGCAGUUUUAGGACCUCACAGUCCACCGGUAAAUAUCGGGCCUAAUGCGCCCCCAGUUCACAUUGGCCCGCAUGUGCCUGCAGUUCAUCUUAGCCCUCGUGUUCCAAGUCUCCAUUUUGGAACUAAUGCUCCUCUACUUCACGUCCGUCCCCAUGCACCUUUUGUCCAUAUGACUCCUCCUCUGCCCGCUGUGCAUGCUUUAACUGGGCCUCCUGUUCAUGUGGUGUCACCUUCUACUGUCUAUCAUCAACCACCUAUCGUUUUUCAUCAGCCUCACUUUGCUUACCCUGGCUAUGGCUACAGUGGUGGCUACUAUGGCAGGUCAGACAUCCCUGAGGACUAUUCUAGAAAGCCUUAUAGUCGUUCCAGGAGAGAUUUGGAAACUUCAGGACGAGUUAAACGACAAUGGUACGGCUGGCAUCCAUUCCCUCAUACAGUUAAUGUUGGACCUCAUACACCACCCAUCCAUGUUGGACCUCAUUACCCACCCGUUCAUAUUGGCCCUCAUGUCCCUGCUGUCCACAUUGGUCCCCAUGUCCCCGUGAUUAACGUCCCAUCUCAUGUACCCGCUAUCCAUGUGCGACCCCAUGUUCCUGCGGUACAUCUUGGUCCACCUGUGCCCAUUGUGAACGCUGGUAACCACUUCCCUGCUGUCCAUGUCACAUCACCACCAACUAUCUACCAUCGUCCACCAAUUGUUAUCCAUCAACCCCAUAUCGUCCACCCCUACGGACAGUGGAAGAGGGGCUACAUCCCCACCCACGAUGACACAACGGAGUCUGAGGAGAAUGAAGACGGUGAUGACAAGAAAAUUUCACUGAGAUCUCUCAUCGCAGGCUCUGCCGAUAAGAAAGUGAAACGCCAAAUGUUCUCCAACGCAAACUCCGGACCAAAUGGUGACUCAGUUAUCUUCGUUCACCCAAGCCAGAACCAUGCUGGAGGCUCAGAGUCAAACAUGGGCUUCAAUGACCUACAAAGCUUGGGAAACUCAAAUCCUCUUGAAAAUGAGAUGUCACCCAAAGGUUUCGGGGGUGAUACYUAUAGCCCAUCCUUCGGGAAUGAAAAUGGAGGGAACGCCGARAGUCUAGCAGGAAUUACAGGAAAUAACCUUGGAGGCCAAGAAAUGGGUGGCGCCAACUCGUUCACCGACAAUGGAGGAGGUAUGAAUCUAGGAGGACUCGGUGGAAGUCAGAGUUCCAUGUCCGAAUUAGGAGGAGCAUCUCUUGGGGGCAUGCAGAGCCUUGCGGGUUUAGGAGGAGGCAACAUGGGAGGAGAGUCCAUGAAGAGGUCUACAAUUCCCCAAGGGUACAACGAACAGAUCGAUGCCGUAACACAGAACGCCAGAGAUUAUCCAGAUGAGAUUUAUGCUUGAGAAAAUUUCAGAAAACAYAAUUGACAGUCAAAUUGGUCGAAAACUCGACAUCAAUGAGCCCUAGCAUUGUACAAACUAUUACAGAUAUGCACUGAAAAAUGCUUCGAUCGAAGCAUUUCAAAUAUCACGACAAUUUACGAUUUAAUUUUAUUACCCAAGCGUCAUGUGACCCAUGCGUCUUUUUGUGACGUCACUCUAGUCCAGUGCCUCACGUCCAAUCGUUUUAGAGCAUGAUUAGAUUUCUUUUGUAACAAAUAAGUAAUAAAUAUAUCUCUCAGAACGUUUAGAAAAACUGUUAUUCAACAAAUUAAGGCACAAGGAAGACGUUUUGAUAGGAAACAAUUAAGUGAAUUAAUUGACAUUAAUUAAUUAAUUAAUAUUAAUUAAUUACCACAUUUCAAUCGUUAAUUAUCACGUGAUUAGGUGGUGUUAGUGUGGUGCUCGUUUUAUCAGAGUGAAGUAAAUGGAUUAUAUUGAAAUCCAAAUAAAAAUGGAAAAAUCAAUUGAAGUUUCUUAUUGUUAUAUAGAGUUGACUUGAUUAAUAAAUUGUUGUUGUCACCA
This is a messenger RNA of Exaiptasia diaphana, 2225 nucleotides long. RefSeq lists its product as uncharacterized. NCBI's taxonomy places the organism in Eukaryota, Metazoa, Cnidaria, Anthozoa, Actiniaria, Aiptasiidae. The transcript has 2 exons. Bases 75 to 1664 code for a protein of 529 amino acids. The record is from RefSeq and is a predicted model, not a curated record.